Coprinopsis cinerea okayama7#130 is the source of this 513-nucleotide messenger RNA. RefSeq lists its product as hypothetical. Bases 1 to 513 code for a protein of 170 amino acids. The record is from RefSeq and is a predicted model, not a curated record. Lineage: Eukaryota; Fungi; Basidiomycota; Agaricomycetes; Agaricales; Psathyrellaceae. The transcript has 5 exons.
AUGACCGCGACUUCCAUGAACGAUGCUGCUUCAAAGCACAGCAUCGAGGAUCAGGCCCAACGCUCCACUGCACCGGGAGGCUACUUGGAUCCCGCGCGGAGACCAGUCACAUACUUCGGCAAAUUGCGGUGCUUGCGCUUGGGCAUGAGUGUUCGCGUCAACGACUUGGUUGCUCGCCCUGGGAGUGAAGACUCCAUUAUUCAUUCGACUGCUGCGCUGCCUGUGAAACCUGCUGCGGCGUGUGACGUCUCCGACGAAUUCCUGUCGUCUUUAUCGCCGAGUCCACUAUCGCUCGGCCGUCGUUCGGUCGCGAGCCUCCGUGCCCGUGUUCUCACAAUGGCAUUCUUCGCCGAUGCUUCUGGACUCCAUGGAUGCCCCUAUCAGCGUACCCUGGGCUCUCCCGGAUCUCCAUCACCAUGUCCUCCCGAGGCCUUCCAGGACUUUAAUGUGAAUGUGCCUGUAUGCCCCUUGAAGGGUUUUGUGAUUCAGAGCCGCCAAGGACCUGGAUUGUAG